CUCCGCGGUAACCAGCAUGCUUUGCGUAGGCGGCAUUUUUCAAGAUGGCGGCCAAUAUCGUUUAUUUUUGAGUUAAUUGCUCUAAAAUUUAGAGAUUUUAGCCCCCUCUUGUCAAUUUAACCAGCAUCCUGGCCAUCGAGAAACGUGACAAAGCUUCCUGGAGAAGUAUAAGAGAAUUUGUAGGUUGUGGGAUCGCUGUUUUAAUGCUGUCGCGACGUUGAAAGGAGUGGGUUCAUUUGCAGAGAAAAAUUUGUGAUUUUUUCAAACGUAAGGUUGACUUGGCUAAAACAACAUCGUGAAAAAUCAGAAUGGAGAAGUACCAAAAAGUCAAGCGAAUCGGGGAAGGUUCCUUCGGGAAGGCGCUGUUGGUCAGAAACAAGAAGGAUGGCAAGCAGUAUGUGAUCAAAGAAAUUAGUAUAACAAAGAUGUCACCAAAGGAAAGACAAGAGGCAAGGAGAGAGGUGACAGUGCUGUCCAAGAUGAAGCAUACAAACAUUGUUUCAUAUCAGGAGUCAUUUGAAGAGGUUGGAAACCUGUACAUAGUGAUGGACUUCUGUGAUGGAGGAGACCUUUAUCAGAGGAUCAAUGCACAGAGGGGGAUUCUCUUCCCAGAAGAUCAGGUGAUGAACUGGUUCGUACAGCUGUGCUUGGCCCUGAAACAUGUGCACGACAGAAAGAUCUUACACAGAGACAUCAAGUCACAGAACAUCUUCCUCAUGAGAGAUGGGACUAUCAAGCUGGGAGACUUUGGGAUUGCAAGAGUUCUCAACAACACCAUGGAGCUUGCUAGAACAUGUAUAGGAACUCCCUAUUACCUGUCUCCAGAGAUGUGUGAGAACAGACCCUACAACAAUAAAAGUGAUAUAUGGGCAUUAGGCUGUGUACUGUAUGAGAUGUGCACUCUCAAACAUGCCUUUGAAGCUGGAAACAUGAAGAAUCUGGUCUUGAAGAUAAUCAGGGGUUCCUACCCUCCUGUCAGCCCACGGUACACAUACGAGCUGCGGAACCUGGUCGCACAACUCUUCAAGAGGAAUCCAAGGGAUCGUCCGUCCAUCAACAGUAUCCUGAGGAAGAACUUCAUCUCCAAGAGAAUAGAAAAAUUCCUGUCUCAAGCGGAAUUUCAAGAGGAAUUCAGCCACACAGUUCUGCACAAGCAGCAUCCUCUAGCAGCUAAACCUCCUGUCAGACCAGCUGUAAAGCCUGUAGUGGCUGGCCCACGUAUCAGCGACCCUGCUGCGAAGUACGGAGUCCCCCUGGGUGGCAAAAAGCAACAGGCAGGAGCCAGAAAAUCUGGAGACAAUGUAAGAAGGCUGAGUGCUGCUGAGGAACGACAAAGGGAGCUGGAGAGGAAACGUAAGGAGUUGGUAGAGAGGGAGGCGCGACGACGCCAAAAGGUCAAAGAGCAAGAGGAGAGGGUACGCCAACACCAGCAGAAACUCUCCGAAAAACGAAGGAUGGAACAGAUCAACCAGGCGAGAGAACAGGGGUGGCGUUUCACCCUGCUAGGCUCUAAUGAGAACAAACCGUCUGAGGAGAACAAGGACAAUCAGGACGAUAAGAAGAAGAAACCCUCUGCCGCUGCUGCAGGGGGUCCAGUCUUAAAGAAACCACUAGGCCCUAAGCCCCUCAGGGAUCGGGGUAACUAUGAGGAGUACCACGCCUACCUGGACAAGUUGGAGAAGCAGCAGAAGGAAUCACAAUUUGAACCUAAGGUAGCCCCUGCCGUGAAACCGUAUGAAGGUUGGCCAGACAAGAACGCUGUGCGGCGAGAGCUUGAGCGUGGCGCGGCUCUGGCACAGGACCGUGCACGUCAGGGAGAGGUGGACAAGUUGCUCGGCGCCCAGGCGGCAGACAGAGGCAGGGUUGUGGAGGAGUUCCUACAGCGGAAGCGACAAGCUGCCAUGAACAAGGCUCGUGGGCAGUCUGAGUGGGCCAGACCAGUGUCUGCAGGGGUGGGCAGGGCAGACCAACCAGGAGAGGGCCAGAAGCGCCCGUGGUCUGCAGUAGAGGGGCGUAACCAGCAGGAGCAGGAGUACCUGGCCAGACUCAGGCAGAUCAGGCUGCAGAACUUCAACGAGCGCAGAGCCCUGGCCGGGGGCGCACCCGCAGCCACACCUGUGUCGGCUGUACCCGACCCUCGAUUUGAUGUUGACGCAAGAAGAAAAAAGAUAGAGGCAUUAAGGGCCCAGGCAGACCAGAGAGCUCAGCAGCUGAAAGAACAGCUAGAGAAGAAGAGAAGAGAUGCAGCAGAGAAGGAAAGAAGGUCCAGAGCCCAACCAAAGGACAGGCCAGAAAACAGGGCUGUACCCUACAAUGUACCACCAAAGAUUCCUGAAGCAUUCAAGGGACCAGUGGUUGGGCUCACUGCUGCAUUGGAGAAUGUUGGAGCGGGAGAUGUGAAGGAGUCUCCAGCCGAGGAGAACGUCUCCCCCCUGAAGAAGGAGAAAGAGAAGAUUCUGAAGCGACUGAACCUGAACCCCCCUGACGGUUCUGACGAGAACGGGGGGGACAGGAGGAAGUGGGGGGCGGGGCCAGCCAAGCCUGUCAGCCCGCUGGUGGGCAUGACUCUGGAGCAGACAGCCUCACACAUGGAGGCCACCAGUGCAGAAGACAAGGUGCUGGUGUUUAACAAAGCCGGUGGAGCAGAGAGGAAGAAGUGGGGACAGCCUGACCCCGCCGCGGUCGCGAAGGAUGACAACCGUAAGCGCUGGGGAGGGCCGGCGAACACGGCACUGCGUGUGCUACAGGAGGCUGAGCUGAACGAGGACACCAUGGCACUGUUAGAGGGGUACCAGGGGGAGCUGGAGGAACAGGAGAGUAAGGAGGAGAAGAAGGGCAUCAAGUUUACCAUCCCAUUGGGGAAGGGUGAGGACAAGCCGGACGGCUCAGCUCCCUCCAAGUCUCCUCUUGUGGGCACCCACGUGGUGAAGCCCAAGACGCCUGCUGGCAAGGCUACCAUCACAAUACAGGAGCCCGAGAAGGCUGCCAGCCCCAUUGGCAAGACUAUCACCAUCAAGCAGGCAGGAACUACAGAUGAUGACGGGGUAGAGGUGGUCUCCACAGAGGAAGGUACAAAAACUGAGGGACCUAAACCUGAGGACAGCCCUCCUAAGACCAAGGGGGCAUGGGCUGGCGGGGAUGAAACUGACAGUAAAGACAAGUCUGAGGCUCUCCCCACCCCUGCUGACGAUGGUAAGACCCGACACUCCCCGCGGCCAAAGUCGGCCAGCCCCAGGCCAACCUCCCCAAUGGUCAAGCCCGACACCUCCCCACGCCCCAAAUCUGCCAGCCCCAAGUCUGCGGUCAGCAGCCCCACACAGGAGGACAAACCCACCCCCACCCCUGGGGAAGAGGAGGUGAAAACCCCCACCAAGGAUGACAAGGAAGGGACUGCUCCAAGGGCAAAGUCUGUCAGUCCUAGGGUCGUCACUCCCACUCAAGAUACAAAACCUCUGUUCACCAAAGUGCAACCCAAGGAGCAGCAAGAACAAAAACCCCAAGAAGAGGAUGACUUGCAACUUGAGGAAGUGUCCUUUUAUGCCACAGCAAAAGGAGCAGGGAUUCUGGAAGGGCUGUCCACUGGAUGUUUUGAUUCCCCAAAUGUCAAGAUGUUGAGGACCUGCUCCAUGCCUGACCUGAGCAGCCUGUUUAAGACAGACCUCGCUCUCAACCCGUUCUUCGACGAGAUGCACGCCCACGCGUCUGUCCGUGCGUCGCUGGGACUCGGUGAUGUCGGCACGCCGCUCGGAGAGGACCAUCGUCUGUCCAUGGACGACGCAGACGACGAGGCAGAGGGAGAGGAGAAACCAGAAGGUGAAGAGAAGGAGCUGAGUGAUGAAGGGGAGGACCUAACGGACUACUACAAGAUGAAGGAGUCCAUGGAAAACCUACUGGAGGACAGCACAAGCGGAGAGGAGGGUGGUGACGAGGCGGAGGACACGGCUGACAACAUGGAUGAGAAGGACGUGGACACGACAGAGACCGACGCGGCGGUGGGAGCAGAGGGAGGGGAGGAGGACGAUGACUCAGCAGAACCACUGAAUGAAGACUGGCAAUCUGCUAGGGGGAGCCCCGGGGACACCUGGUGCACAGCCGAUGAGGAAGAUAUAGAAGAAGACGAGGAGAAAACAUUCCUAACUUUACUUAGACAGGCUCUAGAGGAGUCCAAAGACAGUGAGAGUGAUGAGCGAGACAGUCUGAGUGAUGAUGAUGAUGACAGCGUCUUUUCUCGUCUGGAGGAGACCAGAAUGCGCCUCGAGGAUGAACUUGGACCAGACGUGUUCAUUAAGGCCUACAAGGCCAUCCAGGCCUUCCAUGAAGACGAGGAUGAGAACAUGGAUGAUGGGCCGAAGGUCGUAGGUCAAAUCCUGGGCAAGGAGAAGGAGUACCUGUAUCCCAAGAUCCUUCAGCUGGUGAUGGCUGAUGGGGCUUAUUGUGAAGACGAAUGAUGUGACUUGGGAAAGUUUUAACCGUUUAAUGAUAACGACUGACACCAAAGGGACCACUUCUUCACAUUCUAAUGUUACAUGCUGCACUCUAGAAAAACAGAUACUAGUAAAUGAAUAUAGAUCUGGCUACAUAUAUAUACAUUAUAUAAUAGAACUGUAUUCAAAGGUUAGUAACAUUGACAGAAGUGAAUAUGAUUUGAUGUGGAAUUGUAUAUUUUUGUGCUGUAAUGAUAAAAGAUGGUAGAUAAGAUGUGGUAUUUUUCAAUUUGACCAAUCGUAGAUAAUAUAGCUUUGCACUGCUGCUGCCUAGUGUUGUCUGUAUUUUCUCUACAAAAACAUUUGAGACAAUUCAAGAAAGCCAUCCUUUAUGUAGGACAGCAAAAGGUGCUGAAUAGAAAACUGUUAUAACGGUAAAAAUUCACCACAAGGCACAAAUAUGCAUGUAUGAAGAAUUUGUACCCAAAGUAAUGUUACGUACAAAGUCUCUGAUUGGCCUUUAAUCUCUUUUAUACCUAUUGCUGGUCAAAAAAUAAUCACUUGGACUCUAUCACUGGAUAAACAAGGUUAGUAAGUACAUGCAGAACCACAGUAAAAUACAGGAUUGAACACUUUGGAAAUUUAGCUUGCUACUGGUAGUUAAUUUUGGCAAAGUGGAAAAUUUGAACUUUGAGCAAUUGUGACCGAAGUUCAUCUAAAUUUCUAAUGAGGUAGUCUUGCUUCUCAGUGAGUCUUACUUCUCAACAGAUAGUUUUUCAGUAAAUACUGGUGUGUGGUAAAGUCAAGACUUCAAUAGAUAUAAAAGGUGUAUGUGUAUGUACAUACUAUUGACCAUGUAUAUGUUUACUAUGCUUGCUGACCACCAUGCACAAAUAGCUAAUUGAUCACAGCAGAGUACCGGUAUUCUGCAAUUCAUUCAACUUUCAAUAGUAAUGUAGCAGAUAGCCUAAUGAUGUAAGUUUACAAAGUCCUGUGUGUAUUUACACAUGUGUGUAGCGCUGCUGCUUAAACAGUAACCUUUUGCCAAGUCGUGCCUGAAUCUGAUAGCUACAUUGUACAUGUGUGUAUUGGACCAAUCAAGUUCCAUGAACCUGCUGCUUAUUACAAGAUGAAAUGCUACAUGUAGUAUUCCUGAUCUAAGGCAAAAAGAUUCUUCUCCAAUUCUUAGUCACUGGUAGUAAGGUUUUGCAUAAUGUUUGAGGCAUUGAUUUUGUAUCUACUUGUGUUAUCUAUACCUUGCCAUUUGCUUCUCUUGUGAAUGAUUUUUGAUCUCGCUUGUGUCUAUAUUUCAAUAUGUGCAUAUGUUGAUAUGUGCAAAUACCCUUGUACGUACUUGUACAAUAUCAUGUGUGUUUAAACUAAGGUGCAUAGCUUGCAAACUGUGUUUGUAUCUUAAACAUUGCUGUGAUUGAAUGGUGACUAGAUAAUAGGUCUUCAGAGAACACAAACGUCUAUAUGUAUGUAUAAUCUAAGAUACAGUAAAUAAGGUGCUUUUUAUACACCAAGGCCACCAUGCUACUAGGUUGAGCCUGGCAGAGUUAGAUCUAUCAACUUGCAUGUGUUUUAAUGUAUUUGUACCAACUGUGGACAUUACUUAUGUAUGUGUGACUGCAAUGACUUACUAGUAUUAAAAGGUUGCAAAUUCAAAAUUAGACACCUUCCAGGUUUAACCAAGCAUGCUUAUGCCUCACUUAGGAGAUAGUUGCACAACCUUUUUUGUCAAUUUGCAUAGAUAUGUCCAAGAUGUACGUCCAAGUUUGUGUUCUUGAAGACUGCUGAGAGAAU
This is a messenger RNA of Branchiostoma belcheri (Belcher's lancelet), 6230 nucleotides long. RefSeq names its product serine/threonine-protein kinase Nek1-like. Gene Ontology annotation, biological process: protein phosphorylation. Bases 309 to 4448 code for a protein of 1379 amino acids. The transcript is spliced from 39 exons. Lineage: Eukaryota; Metazoa; Chordata; Leptocardii; Amphioxiformes; Branchiostomatidae. The record is from RefSeq and is a predicted model, not a curated record. Gene Ontology annotation, molecular function: protein kinase activity; ATP binding.